UAUCUCUGCUUUCCGUGCCAUUCAUUUGCAGCGCAGCCGCUUAUUACGCGCACUGGUGCGUACAUGAGAUAAGAGUCUGACAGUCAACCCGGGAAGAGAGCAGAAGCAACCGGACAGAGUCCUACCAGCCGGUAAACUCUCUCAGACUCAGACGGGACAGUUGGAGCCUUUUGGCGCACAGACAGCAGCGCAGUUAGACUUGGACCUGACGCUGCACCAACCUGCAAACUGCCAAACAUGGAGCGCAAAAUCCCAGACUUCGCCGGCACUUGGGAGAUGAAGAGCUCUGAAAACUUCGAGGAGCUCUUGAAAGCUCUCGGCGUCAACGUGAUGCUGCGUAAGAUCGCGGUGAAGGCGGCGUCCAAACCACUGGUGGAGAUCACGCAGGACGGCGAGACGCUGUCCAUCAAAACCUCGACCACCGUCCGGACCACCCACAUCACAUUCACCGUGGGCCAGGAGUUCAACGAGACCACGGUGGACGGACGUCCCUGCACGAGUUUUCCACGCUGGGAAACGGACAGCAAGAUCAGCUGCGAGCAGACUCUGCAGAAGGGAGAAGGUCCGAAGACGUCCUGGACCCGAGAGCUCACCGGCGAGGGCAAACUGAUCCUGACCAUGAGAGCAGACGACGUGAUUUGCACCAGAAUCUACGAGCGACAAUGAACAAGAGCACUUCCCACUUUUCCUCUCCUGCGUCAUCACAUCUGUCGCCUUCUUCCUGUCAGCUUCGCCGUUGCGUCACACCUGUACCCAACACGUCACAUGCACGCCGUAGUCUUAGCUCCUCCUCCUCCUCGUCCUCCUCGUUGUCCUUCCAGCCCCUCUGCAGACGCAUUUCAGUUUCAAACAUGUCAAAUGUGUCGAUGCGCGUGUGUGUUUGCGUGUAUGCGAGCGUGUGUGUGUGUGUGUUUAUCUGUCGUAAAAACCAAAUCUACGAGCUCUUCAGGUCAGUUUUGAUGUUUUUUCCCCACCUGCCCUGCAAUUUUUUCUAUCUCACAUUUUAUAUUUAUUACUACACUAGUUUUUACUUUGUGUCUCUUUGUACCGAAAAAAAAAAGAAAUUAAAAGAAAAAAAAAAAAGAAUGUGACCACAGGAAAACAACACUUUCACAAUAAAAGCCACGAUAUGAACUCGACUCUGCGGCUCUGACUG
Stegastes partitus (bicolor damselfish) is the source of this 1156-nucleotide messenger RNA. It is a transcript of the gene crabp2a, whose product is annotated as cellular retinoic acid binding protein 2, a. The transcript has 4 exons. The record is from RefSeq and is a predicted model, not a curated record. NCBI's taxonomy places the organism in Eukaryota, Metazoa, Chordata, Actinopteri, Pomacentridae. Gene Ontology annotation, molecular function: lipid binding. The coding region runs from base 238 to 666 and encodes 142 amino acids.